Messenger RNA from Rubroshorea leprosula, 2405 nucleotides. The record is from the annotation of a GenBank genome assembly. NCBI's taxonomy places the organism in Eukaryota, Viridiplantae, Streptophyta, Magnoliopsida, Malvales, Dipterocarpaceae.
AACUUUCCAAAAUGCCCCUUACCAACUUAAACUCAUCAUGCCUCCUAGAAGACAAAAUCCUCCUCGUCAAUGAGCUGUUCGGGACAUAGAGAUGGAAGAACUACGUCAACAAAUUCAAAGGCUUCAAGAAAGGCUCAAAGCUUUUGAGGGACAACAAGCUCAACACUCGCAAGAUGAACCACAUGAGUCAGAAGAAGAUACUGACAACGAGAAUCCCUUCCAUCACCUAAGGGAUAAUGAAAGCUCAUCAUCAACAAGAAAAGUUCAUCGUCGACAACGUCCCCAACAAAAUGCUGCUCCCAAAUCCACUGACCUUGGCAUCAAAAUUGAUAUUCCAGAUUUUGAAGGUCGCUUUCAACCAGAUGAAUUUAUCGACUGGUUACACACUGUGGAACGUGUGUUUGAACUCAAGGAUAUUCUUGACGACAAGCGUGUGAAGCUCAUCACCAUCAAAUUAAAGAAACAUGCAUCCAUUUGGUGGGAGAAUCUUAAACGCAGUCGAGAAAGAGAAGGCUGCAACAAAAUUAGAACUUGGGAGAAAAUGCAUCGAGAACUCACUCGUAAGUUCUUACCUGACCGUUACUACCAAGAUAAUUUUGUUAAAUUUCAUAACUUGCAGCAAAAAUCUUUGACUGUGGAAGAAUAUACUAUGGAGUUCGAACAAUUAAUGAUGAAGUGUGAUGUUCGAGAAAAAGAAGAGCAAACCAUAGCAAGAUAUCUUGGAGGAUUAGACAAUGACAUUUCCAAAGUAGUUCAACUUCAACAAUAUUGGACUUUGGAUGAUGUCAUUUGGCUAGCAUUGAGGGUUGAAAAGCAAAUCUUAAAGAAGAAUAUUACUAUUGCUUCAAAACCACGAGAUUUUGAAGCUAGGGAAGGGACCCAAGCCUCAAAGAUUGUUGUUGAGACACCUGCCAAAGUUGAGAAGGAAACUAGUUUAAGCCAUCCAACCCAGCCUAACACUCGAAAGUGUUUCAAGUGUCAAGGAUUUGACCACAUUGCCCUCAACUGUCCCAAUAGGAGAAUUAUCACCAUUAUCGGAGGAGAGAUUCAUGAAGUCUUAGAUGGUGAAGCAGAAAAGGAGAUUAGUGAUGAGAUUAAGCCACAACUUGAGGAAGAACUCAUCGCAGCUGACCAUGGAGAAUCUUUGGUUGUGCGUCGAAGUCCUCAUGAUACCAUAACCAAGGAUGAAGAUUGGCUCCGACAUAACAUCUUUCACACCAGAUGUACUUCUCGGGGGAAAGUUUGCAACGUCAUCAUUGACAGUGGAAGUUGUGAGAAUGUUGUGUCUAGUUAUAUGGUUGAAAAGCUAGGACUGCCAGUCAAAGAUCUUUCCCAUCCAUACAAGUUACAAUGGCUACGAAAGGGAAACGAGGUAAAAGUAACCAAACGUUGCCUUGUCUCUUUUUCUAUUGGUAGCAGGUACCAAGACGAAGUAUGGUGUGAUGUUAUUCCUAUGGAUGCUUGUCACUUGUUACUUGGUCACCCUUGGCAAUUUGACCGAAAGGCUAUCCAUGAUGGCCAUGCCAACACCUACUCGUUUGUGAAAGAUGGUGUGAAGGUCAAGCUCACUCCCCUAAAGCCUGAAGAAACACUUGAAACGAAGGAUGAGGACAAGGCUUUAAUCUCCAGAUCAACCUUUCAGAAGUUGCAUCAAGAAUCGAGGACAGCUUGUCUCUUGCUAUUAUCUAAAGUGAAUGAUGCCCCUUCCCCUUUUCCAGAGGAAAUUCAAUCUCUCCUUGAAGAAUUUUCUAAUGUUGUUCCUGAUGAGACCCCUCAUGGAUUACCGCAAUCUCAACAAAGCAAGGAUUCUAUCAUGGUUGUGCCUACAAGACCAGACUUCCAGGUGACUAUGGAGUCUCUGCUACUUUUAAUGUUGUUGACUUAUCUCCUUACUAUGAGGAUCAUGAGCAUUGAACUAAAACUUGAGGACAAGUUUUCUCCAACCAAGGGAGAAUGCACUAGGAAAAAACAACAAGCAUGUAGAAGCUACUCUGCAGCACCACUAGGCCGGUGCAACUUUGUCAACAUGGCCACAAGUCUUGCCAACCUAAGUGGUGAACCUAGCAAUCGAAUUCAUCGUAGUGAGAUUCUAAAUCUUGCCAAAAUCGGUGUUUCGAUAUCGGCUCCUACGCCAGAUUAGCAUUCUCUGGUUAAUGUUUUCAUCCCCUAAUUGAAUUAAAAGGAUUUUUAGGUAUAAAAAUAAGUUAAUUGACGAUAGACAUAAUAAAUGCCCUUGUUGCAUAGUGAGAAAUUGUCCAUCUGGUUUGAAGUUUGCCCAGAUGAUACAUAAGACCAAGCAGAGAGUUGGUAUCAUCAUGAUUCCCCUAACAAUUAUCGUUAGCCAUAACCACCAUUUGUUCCCUGCAAUUUAGUGACAAAUACUUCAAUAAAUAUCUUAAAUCUUU